Molecule: messenger RNA, 5071 nt
Organism: Varroa destructor (honeybee mite)
Lineage: Eukaryota; Metazoa; Arthropoda; Arachnida; Mesostigmata; Varroidae
Product: hexosaminidase D-like
Biological process (GO): carbohydrate metabolic process
Molecular function (GO): hexosaminidase activity
Source: RefSeq, a predicted model, not a curated record
GACGGGAGAGAAUCUCGUAGCGCUGAGAGGGUAAAAACGGCAGCCGCCGUUAAUACUAGGCAUAGGAACAGACCAAGCAAUCAGCGCUAACCAUUCCGUAAUCAUUGUCAUUGUCGUUGCUAGCCUAGAGCACCAGGGGCACGAGCAGCGCUGACGGUAACGGCUGAACGAGAAAAGCGCGGGGAGUUGCCUGUGAGAUACGACAGAGAGUGAUUUUUUUCGGGUAGACUCUUGCGGUCGCUUUUGCUACUUUUGUUGUUGUUGGCGAAUUCGCAGCGCCGUCGCCGCAACAGCAUUAAGCCGGGACUUGGCUUCUGCAAGCUGCGAGCUGAAUGCGCUAUAGCCGGUGAUAUUGCCUGCCGAGUUAGUCGUUGCGACAGGCAUUGUUGUAGUAGUACUGAACGUCGGACAUCGUAUGAAGUCGAAUACAACAGUCGGAUAGAUACACCUUAGAAAAGAAAGAAACAGCAGCUGACUAUUACUGCCGUACCGGGUGACUGCCGAAUGACUCAAUUCUCGACGGUCGCCUGAAUUUUCCUGUCCCACUUUAUCCCCCCCAACCCCGUUAUACCUACACGAACGACCCGUUCAGUUGGGUGGUGUUUGUUGUUCGCGCCCUUGAAUUGUUGUGAUUGGCGGUAAGCGACCAGGUGAGUACUGUUCCCGUCGCUGUGAUGGUGAAGUAGGGAUGGUGUUAUUAUUGCUAUUGCGACCAGUAUGACGUGUAGCACGCUGCUGGCAAAGGUGACGUUCCGCUCCGCCUUUUAGUCGAUGUUAAACGCUGGCGCUGUCGUAGUUAUGGUUGUCUUCAUUGAUCUCCUGCACGAGCUACCUACUGCCAAAGCUGACGACUGAGCGACUGUUGUAGGGGAACCAAUGCUAACCGAGAGCGUGUGGGGUUGUCCAUGUCAAAGUGAGGAGCGGGGUAGCAGCGGAUAGAAGAAGAGCAAUUUGAGUUGCUGUCUCGUUAGAGUUGCAGCAAGGCCAGGUGCUAUUGCUCGUGGAGUCCGCAUAGAAAAUAUGAAAUAACCUAGUGAAGUCAAAACGUGAUAGCACUUGUAAUUGUGCUGCCAUUGGCAACAAUGUGAGGGACCCUAGUUGCAAGCAGCGACAGCAAUGUGCAAAAAUCUUAUAUUCCAAUGAGCCUUAAUGAUGACACUUUUCUCAAUCGCUGAACCCGACCAGUAAAAAAUGACUGCUAAUCUGCCAAGUCAGUGACAUCACAUCGCCAACAGAUAUUGCUUACUAAUAAAGGCCGUCAGGUUACCACCAGGAGUCAGGUGUUGUGAAACAUGUGUUGUUCUCUUGCUGAUAGCUUUAGGUGUUCUGUUCUAUUUCAGUUAUUUAAUUCAGUUAAUUAAACGAGCGAGGCUUGCUAAGGUGAUCACUACACCGUAUUAUGAUAGCAGUGCUUACGGUGUUUUGUGUGUGAGCACCAGGACUGCCAGGAGCGACCUACCGAGUCAGCGAGCGUCUAAGCCAUACGUUAGUUGGUUUAUUGAUCAGGUGAAUCAGAAAGUGUCACUUUUUUGCUCACUCCGUCCAUUGAACAGUACUAACUGUAAUAGCCCUGUCAGUCAAUCUAUACGGUUUUCUGAUUGGUCUGUUAGCUCGGAGGCGGGUCAAAAAUAUAAGAUAUCUGAUAUUUUUGACCCGUUAUUUUGUUGGCGUCACAACAACGAAUGUCAAUUAUGGGAGGAUCAGUUUAGUGCUUGGUGGUAGCUCGUCUGAACUGCUAGACAGGUUCAGAGACGAGAUUCGUUACGGAGUGUGACGUAUCGCUAGUGUUUCUAAAUUAAGAAAUAAGGUGCAGUCAACCCUUGUGUACGGCGCAGUUCAAGAAAAACGGCAAUAAUUGGAGAGAACUAGUCUGGACUGACAAAAUUUACUGCUACUACUAACACUACUGCUUUGACGAUUAGGAAUAGUUACGUGGUGGCGACGACAGCGGGAAAAAAUGUUAUUUGAAAGAGUACGUUACCAUCGCCAGGACCACAAGGAGGUAAGGAAGUUACUGUGAGCAGGCUAAGUGCCGCGGCAGCCGCGGCAGAGCGGGCGGAGUGAUGCGAUCUGGUCGGCCUCUACGUUCUCGACCACCAACGGCGACGCCCUAUCAUGCUUUAUCUAUGUCUGCCGGAGUCCUGUUGCCAGGUAACGGUACCGGCGUGUUCAGAAGGGGCGUAAACUUUCGCCUCCGCGUGCUUCUUGUUUUAUGUGUGGCCAUUGUUGCAUGCGUUCUUCUGGCGAAUGUUCUUUUCAUUCGACGUGAACGAAGCGGUAUUACUGGGUCGUUAUUGUCGAAGUCUGAAUCAGAUACCCAAAUGGAGGGCGCGUCUUAUAUUGAACGGGAGGAGGCAAUGCUGGAACGAAUUCGUCAUGGAGGUCGGCGAGGACAUCCGGCUGUAAAUUUCCCGCAUAAAAUCGUACAUUUAGAUCUCAAGGGAGCUCCGUUAAAUGUAGCGUAUGUGGAGGAAGUUUUGCCGCUGCUAGCAAAAUUGGGCGCGACAGGCCUUCUUAUAGAAUACGAGGACAUGUUUCCCUAUAACGGGCUUCUAGCCGAGGUUGUAGCAGGCAAUGCUUACUCGAAAGAUGACAUUCGGCGUAUUCUUCAAGCAGCUAAAACCAACAACCUCAUCGUCGUACCGUUAGUGCAAACUUUUGGACAUCUCGAGUUCGUACUGAAGCUCCAUGAAUUCAAACACCUUCGUGAGCUCGCGCACAGCCCGCAGGCCCUAUGCCCCUCGCAUAAUGCAAGCGUGGCGAUGGUGCAUGAAAUGCUUCGGCAAGUGAUUGAGCUUCAUCAAGGGUAUAUUACUCAUAUCCACAUCGGCAGUGACGAGGUGUUCGUGCUCGGUGAAUGCGAUAUCUGCCAGGAACGAAUGGCUGAGCUAGGUUGGACAAAAAGUAAUCUCUUUAUUAACCAUGUUACCAAUGUUGUACAGUUCGUAAAGAAGAUGGGAGUGCAGACGAUAUUGUGGGAUGAUAUGUUUCGACAGGUCGACGAAGACGUUCUUCGAAAGUCGCCGCUCGUCAAGCUUGUGGAGGUCAUGGUGUGGAACUACGCUAAGACCAUUAACCUGGCUGGAGUACUUGGCAAGUACGUUGCGGCAGGCUUCCCUGGUGUAUGGGCCGCUUCGGCAUUUAAGGGCGCUUCAGGCCCCUCGCAGCAAAUGCCUGAUUUUCGUUUACAUUUGCUCAACCACUAUUCGUGGAUGCAGCUCGUACGCCAGUUUGCCGACAAGAUCAAUCUGAAAGGAAUCGCCAUCACGGGGUGGCAGCGCUUUGAUCACUUUGGCGCGCUCUGCGAACUGUUUCCCGUCGGAAUUCCAGCACUUGCAUUGUGUUUGGGCUAUCUGCGAGUCGGCCGCGUCGAUGAUGAGAUGCUUAGUGAUAUUCGCGCUGUGCUCAAGUGCAAUCGGCCUCUUCCAGUUUUUGAAGAGACAGGCUACAGUGGGAUUCCACUGAUCUGCGACUUUCCAGGUAGCCAAGUGCUUGCCAACAUCUACCAAUGGGCGGAACUUCAGCGAGCCAAGCAUCAGUUGACGAGCACUAACCAGUAUCACGGAUGGAUGACUGACAUGAACCGAAAGUACCGGUUCAGCGCUCCGGAGCAUGUUAUUCAAGGCACCCGGGAGUUACCAGAUCUGAUAUCAACGUGUACACGUCUGCGAGAGUCGUUCCUCAGUAAUUUACUUGAGGUCAGCGACAAGUAUACGGCUGAGGAAUGGGUAACCACCUUCAUCGGACCGCUGCAGAAGUGGCUCGACCAGCUGCAAGCGGAUACGCAACAGAUGUUAGCCAAAGACGAAUGGCCGAAAAGACCGCUAAUCGGUGGUGCUACCUAAAAGGGUUUGGUUUAGAAAGUGAACAUGGAUUUAAUCGUGACCUGCAAUUAACCGGCAUACUUAACGAGCACACGUGGAGAUGAAGACCCGCUGUUAAACCGAGAUGGUGAGGUUAUCAGGGGACAACUGUUUCGGGUCACUCAAGAUCGUCGGGGAUAUCUGCAGACGCGGAGCUAACCAGCGAUCUUCAUUUACGUGUACUUAGCUGUUAGGCAAACACCAGAACUCUGUGAGGCGGUUGAAAUCCAUGGAUUGCUCAUGUCUCCCCCGUUCCCAAUUAAAGGGAAAAACACACAGCGUAGAAGACUCGAUUCCUUACAGCCAAAGGAAAUCGAGCUGCAGUUGUAUGAAACGUUUUGUUGACGAACGAACAAUGCGAAAGCGUGAUUUACGACCUUCAAUACAAGAACGAAUCUCAGCGUAAGCGCAGGCUGUAGUUCGACGGGAAGCGUAUCUUCUCAAACCACCGUUCGAUCGAGUAUAAAUCACGUGCAAUCAAGCAUCAAUGAUUAUCUUUCAACUCAAUUCCAGAAAUUUUUGUCCCUUAGUUCCUCGUUAGCAGGAUGGUGUUUUUUUGUUUUGUAUGAUCUCGCCAGUAAAACAACACGGAAACGAAAUAGAAGACCUUUCCCAACUUAUAAUUUGUUGCUUUCCUUUUGAUGGGGAGCUCCUUGUUCACUCAAAAACCCAACAUCAGAUUGUUGUUGUUGACUGCAAAAUCGAGUUGUACAUUGUCACAAGAAUGGACGUGAAGGUAAAUAGGAAAAAGUGAUCGUACGUUUUGUGGCGGUAAAUACUCAGUAGUCAGAAACAGCUUAGGCAUUAUAUUGACCGUGUCGUAUUGAUACAACAACAAGUAAUAACUGCUCAUUGGCAACAAUUCAUCGCGUAGGUAAAUAAAACUGAAAAAUAACUAAUGGUAGUAUCAAUUAUGUGGAGCUAGGGCUCCGAUGCUGCGGAUAUUUUCCACUCGUAGUAUUAAAUGCAUAGACUCAUAUAUACAUAUAUAUGAUUACGACAGAUAACCUCGAUGCUGUACAUUGGCCCAUACAAAUCGAAUUCUGCUGCGAUGGCAGAGACUGUGUGUGAUACACUGUACAAAUGAUGAUAUAUUAAUGGCGUUCAUGAUAAUAACUUCUUAUCCCGUUCAUGGAUAAUAAUGCAAGAAGUAAAAGUAUGGUCCGGUCCUACACAAAUACUGAAUAAACUCUAUUCAGGCAGAUGUC